CCAAGUUGAUACGUCAUGUUAUCCGAUGGCGAUGUCCUCUAGAUCACCGUCUGGGUAGGGACGACGAGUCAUCGUCCGCUCUACAUCAGCGGCCUCAUCUCUAAUCUCUCGUGGCUGCUGUCACGCUCGUACGGUUACUCGCAACACAGCAGAGAUCUCGAGACAUUGGACCGUUUUGUGGUUCGUUUUUUUUUCUUCAAGAGACUCUUCGGACCCUCACCAACAUGUCGCGAUCCCCGAGUAGCUCAGACUACCCUCAAUGUUCCUAUGGCUCCACAAGUCUCCCCAGCGGCUCGUUCUGGGGAAAGCAAACCGCCGGUGUUAGGACGACCACGCUCGCAUUCCAGCUGCACAUGCUCAAGACGACGGGGCGGUACGACGCGUUCAAGCUCAAGUGGCAUCCGAGCUACGACGAUCCGCCGACGCACUGGCCAGUUCCAAACCAUCUCUUCUGGGAUUCGGACGUUGCGAAGUGGAUCGAGGGGGCGGUGUAUUCGUUGGCCGUGAGUGAAGAUGCGGCGGUGGAAAACGCCGUGGAGGAACUCGUGGACAUGAUCCGUGGAGCCCAGCAGGAGGAUGGUUAUCUGAAUAUCCACUUUACCGUGGUGGCGCCCGAACAGCGCUGGACAAACGUCAGGGAUCUGCACGAGAUGUAUAACGCGGGACAUCUGAUCGAGGCGGCAAUCGCGCACCACAACCAUUUCGGGAACCGUCGUCUUCUAGAUCCGAUCGUCAAGUACGUGGACCAUAUAGACCGCAAGUUCGGACCCGAAGACGGAAAGCUCCACGGAUAUCCCGGCCAUCCCGAGAUCGAGCUGGCAUUGCUGAGGCUGUAUGGCAUCACUCGCGACGAGAAACAUCUGCGGCUUGCCAAAUAUUUCCUCAUCGAGCGCGGAAACCUUACGGGCCAGGAUGGUAAGCACUUCUACGACUGGGAGAUGAAGCAGCGCGGGGACAGAGAGAACGAGGUCCCUCGGUACUACCCAGAGAAGGGAAGUUACUGGUAUCAGCAGGCGCUCACGCCCAUCACCCAACAGCAAACGAUCGAGGGCCACUCGGUGAGAGCGAUGUACCUCUACACCGCCGUCGCGGAUCUCGUACGGCUGGAUUCUACCCUGUCGGAGGAGUACCAGGUGGCACUGAAAAGGCUCUGGCGCAACAUGGUGGAGCAGAAGAUGUACGAAACUGGUGGCAUCGGCGCAGUGAAGCAAUGGGAGGGCUUCGGGAUCGAUUACCUCCUUCCACAGGCAACGGACGAGGGAGGUUGUUACGCCGAGACGUGCGCUAGCAUUGGAAUCAUGAUGAUGGCGGAGAGGAUGCUAGCAAUCGACCCCGACGGUGACUACGCGGACGCCAUGGAGCUAGCCCUCUACAAUACGAUUCUGGGCAGUAAAUCACUCGACGGCAAAGCCUUCACGUACGUCAACCAACUAGCAUCGUGUCCCAACGACCCCUCAAAACGCGACGAAUGGUUCGAAUGUGCAUGCUGCCCACCAAAUGUCACUCGGCUAUUCGCCACACUAGGCGGCUACAUAUGGUCGUGGCGCGAACAAUCCCCCGACAGGAUCGAGGUCACCGUGCACCUGCACACAGCCGCGACUCUGCGUAUCCCCACCAGCCACGGCGAGGUGGUAUUGGAGCAGAUCACGAACUACCCGUGGGACGGCAAGGUUUCGUACCGCGUCACAGCACCGACCGAGGUCACUGUCGUUAUCAAGUCGCGGAUCCCGAAGUGGACGACGAUCCCGGAGAAGCAGCCGUACCCGGUGGUGGGAAGGAAGUAUAUCCUCGAGGGCGCAUCGGAGUUCGAGGUGAACUUCGAUCUCACCCCAAGGUUUGUGCGUCCGCAUCCGUUCACUGGCAGGGAUACGAUCGCGGUCGCGAGAGGGCCCGUCGUCUAUUGCGUCGAGGAUGCGGAUCAUUCGUGGGUCGACGAUCAUUUCAAGACUACGUACCUCGAUCCGGUGGUCUCGCUCGUAGAAGAGAACCACACCGACGCCAGUACAGGCGAGGCGUUUGUGCGGAUAAAGAGUCCUGGCGGGGGUGCGUUGUUGGAUGUGGACGGUACCAUGCAACGGACAAAAGACACCUUCAAGGAGCGGAAGGAUCUGGUAUUUGUGCCAUUCUACUUUCGGGGGAACAGAGGAGGCAAGGGCAUGUUGAGAGUAGGCCUCAGAAGGUUGGCGGAGUGAAUCAGGGUGGGUCCGUUUGAUGUAUGUACGGAUAAGCUGUUUCUCCGUAGAAACCAAGAUUCAGUCUUCCUUCCGUCUUCGGCGAUGGGACUCAGCGUCUGGGCAGUGGGGGUUGUGUUUUGUGAACGAGCAGUCGUUCCACCGAACGGAUGUACAUGCAUAUCCGCUGGAGCCCCGAAUAUGUAUCAACCAUGUCCCCGGCGGGAGAGCACGAGACGUAUGCCGACAUCCGAGACCACGCGCAUAUCUAGAGAC
This is a messenger RNA of Tricharina praecox, 2447 nucleotides long. RefSeq lists its product as uncharacterized. The transcript has 4 exons. NCBI's taxonomy places the organism in Eukaryota, Fungi, Ascomycota, Pezizomycetes, Pezizales, Pyronemataceae. The record is from RefSeq and is a predicted model, not a curated record. Gene Ontology annotation, biological process: carbohydrate metabolic process. Bases 225 to 2192 code for a protein of 655 amino acids.